CGCUUGAUAUUGCUUGUGCUUAUGUGCGUUCCUGCAGCGACGUGGUUCGCACCAGUUCAGGCUAAUUUCAUGCAGGCAAUCGCAUGAAACCCAUACGGCUUCGCGGUUCCCGAUGGCAUUCAUCUCGGAAUCCCAAUCUACACUUCCGGAUCUCACGACCCUAUAGACCCUUAUAUUAUGUACCCGCUUCCGCAGCCGAAGAAAUGUGGAUUUGGCAUAGUUAUGCCUUCCACGAGUACGCUGCAUGAUGCAAUCCCUGGCCUGGGUGCGAACUGACCUGUCGAUUUCUGGUCGAUCAGGUAUUACCGUCGUACGUCUUGAUUCCCAUUUUCUUGGAUCCAAAAUAAUUGAGAAACGUAUCGCAUCCCACCAGAUAGAUGCACACUCGAUAUCGAGAGAAUCCGUACAUAUAUGGAAUUGGCUGCUGCCCCACAUCACUUACCGAGCACAUGUCCGACAGCAUGUGUACCUCUCACAUCAAAGCGGGGCCGCUCAAGAUGUCCGUCCCAACCACGCUGCAUCAUGUCAGCACAGUGCUGUGAAAAGCUGGGGAAGCUCCUACUCGUACCCCUCAUUACGAAGCAACAUGCGGAACACGGCCGCGACAACUCGACCAGCCACUCUUUGGUUGGUGUUCAACGACUAUAAAGCAUAGACCCUAAUCUAUCCUUCAACCUAUAUUCAAGUCAUUUUAUUGGAAGUCUUGCUUUUUGAGGGGAUCCAGGCACAAUUGACACCCCGUUAUCCGUUGUAUUCACCGCUUCAAAACAAUGCCUAAACCAGUCAUCAAAGACCUCACUAUCGACAACAUCACCGAAAAUGUGCACUCCAUCAACUCGCAAGCAGACGAUGCCAGGCUCAAAUAUGUUAUGGAGAGGCUAGUCACACACAUGCACGAUUUCGCGCGCGAAACGCGUCUGAGCACUGAUGAAUGGAUGGCGGGAAUAGAGUUCCUCACUGCAGUCGGAAAGAAGUGCACUGAUGUGCGACAGGAAUUCAUCCUUCUAUCGGACACGUUGGGCUUGUCUCUUCUUGUCGAUUCCAUUGAUCACCCUAAACCGCCUGCUUCAACUGAAGGCACGGUUCUUGGUCCCUAUCACACCCACGAUGCGCAAGAUCAAACUAUUGGAACAGGCAUAAGCGCUGACCCAGAUGGCACACCACUCCUCUGUCUCUGCACAGUAAAAUCCACAUCCGGUCAACCCAUCUCGGACGUCAAAAUCGACAUCUGGGAGACAGACAGCAAGGGCUCGUACGACGUGCAGUACGAGGAUUACAACGGCGACAAACCAGACGGACGAGCCGUUAUUCGCAGCGACGCCGACGGCGUGUUCUGGUUCAAAGCUAUCGUUCCCGUGCCUUAUCAAAUCCCGGAUGAUGGCCCUGUGGGGGAGAUGCUUGAGAAAUUGGGGAGACAUCCUUGGAGACCGAGCCAUAUGCAUUUCAUGUUUGAAAAGGAGGGGUUCGAUCAUUUGAUUACCGCGCUGUACCUCCGAGGUGACCCCUACGAAUCUUCGGACGCGGUUUUUGGCGUCAAGGAAUCUCUUGUUGUCGAUUUGGGCACCGUAACCCCUGAACAAGCCAAACAAUAUGGUGUAAAAGAGGGAGCGAAACUACUCGAGUACGACUUCGUCUUGGUGACUGAUGACGAGACAAGAAAGUUAAGGGAUGAGAGGGCUUUAGAGGCUAUGAAGAGGCUGGGAAGAGAGCACAUGGCCAUCAAAGGAGGCUUGUUAGUGCCGGAUGUGGAUUGA
Messenger RNA from Periconia digitata, 1754 nucleotides. The record is from the annotation of a GenBank genome assembly. NCBI's taxonomy places the organism in Eukaryota, Fungi, Ascomycota, Dothideomycetes, Pleosporales, Periconiaceae.